AUGCUGAACAUGAUUAUUGAUGAUAAUGAAAGUGAAACAAUCAAAAUAUUAAAAUUACAAUUACUUCUUGCUCAAGAAAAACUCAAACAAGAACAAGAAGCAACAAAACGAAAACGAAUAGAAGAAGAAGAAGCAACAAAACGAAAACAAGAAGAAGAAAUAACAAAACGAAAACAAAUAGAAGAAGAAGAAAAUACCAAAAGAAAAGCAUUAGAAAUUAUGAAACUGAAUGAAAAAUUAAGAAAACGAAUGAAAGAAUCAUUUGAAAACGAAUCAUAUGAAAACGAAUUAUCAUCAACCGAUGAUGGUUUCUUAGAAUAUUCAUCGGAUUCUGAUAUUGACAAUGAUUUCAUUAAUAACAACAUUUGUCUGUUCGACGUCAAUUUCUUGUUAGAAGAAAAUGAUCAUUUUAAUGAAUCGAUAGAAAAUUAUAUUCAAGAUUACAUACAAAAUAUUUCAUCAUGUACAAAAAAAGGUGAAAAUGAAUAUCAAAAUGUAUUUGAUGAAUUAAUGUUGAAAUUAUUAUGCAGUUUUCAUGGUAGAACAUCAUUAUCAUAUUUAAAUACACGAAAUAAAAAUUAUUUGGAAGGAAAAUCGCCUAAUUGUACAUUUAUCUUCAAUGAUAUCAAUAUUAAUAUUAAAAAUGAAUAUCAAUGUCUUCAAGAUUUUGUUGUCAUUAUUGGCAAUAUUAAAGAACCAACGGAAUCUAUCGAUGAUAUAGAAGCAAAAAGUGAAAUAUUAAUGUAUUUGAAAAUCUUGUUAAAUAAACAAGACCGUAAUAAAAUUUAUGGCUUUUUAACCAAUAAUAAAUGUAUCAAAUUUUUUUGUGUCAAAAAAAAUUCAGAUUUUUAUUUAUAUGAUUAUUUUGAAAGUCCAACAUUGAAUAUGUUUGAUUAUUUAUUUAACGUAACACCAUCAAUGAAGAUGUUCAAAACAAAUACAUCAUUUAUUGAAGAAUCGAAAAAUAUUUCUCUCAAUAAAGAAACAUGGAUUAUAUUUACAAAGUUUUUAAUAAUGCACAAAGAUUUUUAUGAAUAUACAACAUUAAAUAUAAAUGAUAUUCAUACAGUAUUAUCAAAUAGAUAUUCGAUUAUGAAAACAUUAGGAAAAUGUUCAACAUCAAAUUUUUAUUUGUUAGAAAAAACAAAAAACAAUAUUUACAGUAAUGAUACUGAACAUUGAAAUUUUUUAUUAUUUAAAAAUGAAUUGGAAUCUAUAAAAGCAUUACCAUUAAUUCAAUCGAAACAGCUGAUUGAUAUAAUUCAAUAUUUAUAUGAUUCUAAUAUUAUUCAUCGUGAUUUGUGUCCACAAAAUUUAAUGUUAGAUGGUCAUAUUCAACAAUUGAAAUUAAUCGAUUUCAGUUUCGCAAGUCAAUAUGAAAAAAAUGAAAUAACAAAACAAUUAUCAAUAAAUGGUACAAUCUCAUUUGCUGGACAUGAAUUUCUUUAUUUUAUUUCGAAUUUAUCAUUGGAUUCAAUAAAAUCUCAAUUCUAUGCUUAUGAACGUAAUUUUGAUCUUAAAUCUGCUUUACAUCUCAUCAUAUAUAUGAAUGAUAAUAAUAUUCAAUUAAAGAUGAAAUCAAUUCAAAAAUUGAAAUAUUUUAUAGAUGAAGCAACACAAACAUUAAAUUUAUGGAAAAUUUUGCAACACAAUAAUAAAUAUUAUUCAAAUUUAUUAACUUUAAUAGAUAGUACAAUUCAAUCAUCAACAUUUAAAAUUAUUAAAAAAGAAAUAGAAAAAUUUGUAUAUACAUAA
Messenger RNA from Rotaria sordida, 1755 nucleotides. NCBI's taxonomy places the organism in Eukaryota, Metazoa, Rotifera, Eurotatoria, Philodinida, Philodinidae. The record is from the annotation of a GenBank genome assembly.